Molecule: messenger RNA, 1395 nt
Organism: Kuraishia capsulata CBS 1993
Lineage: Eukaryota; Fungi; Ascomycota; Pichiomycetes; Pichiales; Pichiaceae
Exons: 1
Coding region: 1-1395 (464 amino acids)
Biological process (GO): regulation of DNA-templated transcription
Molecular function (GO): sequence-specific DNA binding; DNA-binding transcription factor activity
Source: RefSeq, a predicted model, not a curated record
AUGUCCAAAGAACCAAAGAAGUCUGCCUUCGUGCAGAAGCUUUACACGAUGCUAUCGGAUCCAAAUCUGAACAAUUUGAUAUGGUGGACCAGGCGUGAUGACGGCACUUUCGCCCUUUUGCCAGGUGCCGAGUUCGCGUAUGCCCUCACGGGCUAUUUCAAGCACGGAAACGUUGCCUCCUUCGUGAGACAACUACACAUGUAUGGGUUCCACAAAGUUUCGGACUCAGAAAACAACAACAGUACAAUCUGGGAAUUCAGACAUUCAAGCGGAAAGUUCAGAGAAGGUGAUGAGGAAUCGCUGGCGUAUAUCAAGAGAAGGUCGUCUUCAAACGCGAAGAACGAAACUCAACAACCAAUAGCUUAUGAACCAGUGUAUUAUGUCCCACAGCACCAACCACCACAUCCUCACAUCCAACAAUACCAUAUUCAGCAUCAACCACAACAUCAACCACAACAUCAACCACAACAUCAACCACAGCAUCAACCACAGCGGGAGCCUCUUGAGCCUCGCAAUACGCAAGUUCCAAAUAUGCUACCAAGACAUAGUUUUGAUACUUUGGAGUUGGCACACAAUGCUGAUCACGACUCACAGGCCCUCGUACACGGACAGGCACAGUUGAGACAAAACUCCGAUUCGCUGUUGCUGGGAAUACAGACUCAUUCAAACAACUUGCUGCGAGCUGCUGAUGUGAUACCUGAUUUGGUAGAUUCGCCGUUUUUACAGCAAAACCUACGUCCUCACCACCAACACCAACAUUUCCACCACCACCACCAUCAGGCGCAGCAACAGUCUUACCACAAUCCGAUAGACGAAAAGCUUGCGUCCCUGAAAAAUCUAGUUGACUCAAGAGACGGGAUAUUCAAAUUCACUGAGGGUGGUAACAACAAUCACCCCGUCAAUAAUAGGCAAAGACUGCCGUCAAUGUUUUUAGACCCUCUGGCCCCGGACCCAGAGAGACCAGUACCGAGGUCGGUCCCACAUUCAUCUACAAAUAGUCCAAGUGCUCUCCCACACUCUGGAAACAGCUUAAGCGGCAUGCCGGGCCAAACAUCACUGUCGCUGGGACACUUUGGAUCACAUGCAUUGCACAGAAACAAUUCUUCGAUAUCGUUGAGUGCCCAGAUAAGACCGAGUCUUGUUGAGAUUCACAGUGCGAAUCCAAACCUGAACAGUUCGAUAUCAAGCUCAAAGUCGCAGCAGGACUCGAUCUUUUCCAACAAAUCUAAUUCUAUUGCAUCGGUGGGACGGUGUUCAAUUGUUGAUCUUCUCAACGAUGAUAAGAGAAAGGAUGAAACGACUGGGGUUCAGGAAGAAGAAAGUAAUGAUUCAGGGAAACGGAAGCUUGAGAACGAAGAGACGUUAAAUAGGGAGGAGAAGAAACAAAGGGUUUGA